AUGACCUCCCCUUAUAACCCAUUGCCGGUCGACGCCAGCACCGGCAUCGUGCCUCCCAUCUUGGUAACCGCUGCGGCAGAUCUCGACACACAUUCUACCAACAGUACCAGAGUCCCCACGUCCGAAAAGAAAAAGCGAGGGAGGCGGGGUCGGAAAACAAGUAACAGUACCACCGACACCACCGGUCCGAAACAGAAGAAGUCUCUCUUGCUGGAUGAAUUGGGCGAUGCUCUCAUCGAUCAGCUCUAUACUACUCCCCGACUCGACGAUCAACUCGGCGUCGCAAAUGGCUUAGUCGUCGAUCACCUACAAAGCAAGUUCUCUGCGACAUUGACGACACCCUCCUGUGCCAGCUCCUUGAGCAGCAGUAGCCGAACCCUGACCGGCGUGGAGAGCACUCCUCCCACCAGUCUCGACGAACGAGAUAUCAAAGAACGCAGCCUUCCAUCACUUCGAACGGCAGUAAGCCAGUCAUGUCUCAGCACCAAAUCUGUCCACACACUUCAUACAACUCAUACCAACCAGCCUCAAGGAAGCGUUUUCUCGCUCGGCGACUUCUCCACCAUCACAGCAAUCCAGCGCUUAACCGCACAAUAUGGCCGCGUCGCACACAUGGGCAUUCUAGAUCACAGUUAUCGCUUUUUCGUAAACAAAGAACGAACAGCAGCUCUUUCCUUCAAGAUCCAAAACAAGGUUGCAAUCGUGAGCGGCGACCCGCUCUGUGAACCAGCCAUGAUCCCAGACCUACUCGCCGAGUUCACCGCAUAUCGAUCCAAGCACCACUGGGGCAUCGCCUUCAUGGGAGCCAGCGAGUCCUUCGUCCGCGAACAAGCACAUCCAAACUCCUGGACAACAAUCCGAUUCGGCACCCAGCGCGUCCUAAACCCGCAAUCAAACGAAGUCCUUCACGAACAAAGCGGGAAACGCAUCGCCGUCCAAAACAGACAACUCCUCCACCCAGAUAAAGGCGGCAUCACCCUCGGCGUCUACGCCCCAGCCAUCCACGGCACAAACGCAGAUCUAGAAAGCGACCUGGUAGCCGUGUACGACUCAUGGCGCGCAGAGCGCAACGAUUCCACCGGCCCACAGGCCUUCAUCACAGUAUACGAUCCAUUCGCCCUACCAUCCCUAAUGACGUUCGUCUACAGCCGCGGCCCAGACUUCCGUAUAAACGGAUUCGCCGCCCUGCGCCGUUUAGGAUGCGGCGGCUACCACGUUGACCCGUGCAUCGCGGCCCCGGGAAGUGCAAAGGGAAUCAGCGACCUGCUGAUUGUCGCAGCCAUGGCCCUUCUCCGACGCGCCAACGUCUCAUAUCUUGGUCUAGGCUUCGAACCCGUUCAUGAACUGCAACCUGACGAUAUCUCCGGCAUGCCGGCGCAACUGCUUACAUCCCUCACUCGUGACUUAUAUGGGCAUACCUUCCAACGACUUCCGAUCCGGGCAAGAAGGCAUAUCACGAUAAAUUCCGCCCUGACCCCGUGCAGGACUCGGGAUUGUUUCUCGUUUUUCCAAAAGGCGUGCCGAGUCUGA
This is a messenger RNA of Penicillium cosmopolitanum, 1530 nucleotides long. It is a transcript of the gene ergS, whose product is annotated as protein ergS. The coding region runs from base 1 to 1530 and encodes 509 amino acids. Gene Ontology annotation, biological process: phospholipid homeostasis. Lineage: Eukaryota; Fungi; Ascomycota; Eurotiomycetes; Eurotiales; Aspergillaceae. Gene Ontology annotation, molecular function: aminoacyltransferase activity. The transcript has a single exon. The record is from RefSeq and is a predicted model, not a curated record.